CUUACAGUGCUGGGUUGGUCCUCCCGCUGCUGCUGCUGCUGAGUCUGGAAGCCGCCGACGGUGGGCACCAACCUCCCGCAGCUCUUUAUUCCCCAUGCCGGGGUGGACGUGCGCCUACACGGUGGUGCCUGGAUCAACGGCCUCAGCAUGACCUGUGCUUUGCCGGCGGCAUUGGUCUAUGGCCCCAAAACCAUGUCUCGCAAGAAGGCCCUGCUGGUCUCCCUCCUGGCCUUCAGCACCAUCACGUUGCUUCUGCGCCAAAGUACCGGGCAUCUUGGCUGGUUCCCGAAGUCUCCUGCCUUCAACUGUGGGCCCCCGCCGUCUUCCCGCCCGAAGCACACCGCCGUGGCCUUCUUGAAGACUCACAAGACCGCCAGCACCACGGUGCAGAACCUCCUCUUCCGCUUCGCCGAGAGGCACAACCUGACCGUGGCCUUGCCCCACCACGCCUGCGACCACCAGUUCUGCUACCCGCGCAACUUCUCGGCUCGCUUCGUGCACCCGUACACCCUCCCGCCCCGGCUCAUCGCCAGCCACCUGCGCUUCAACCACGACGAGCUUCGCCGCCUCAUGCCCAACGACACCGUCUACAUCACCAUCCUCCGCGAGCCGGUGGCCAUGUUUGAGUCGCUCUUCAGCUACUACAACCAGUACUGUCCGGCGUUCAAGCGGGUCCCCAACGGUUCCAUGGAGGUCUUCCUGGACCACCCUCACCGGUACUACCGCUCCCAUGAUAAGUACGCCAUGUACGCUCACAACACCAUGGUGUACGAUUUGGGGGGCGACCCCGACCGCAGUGCCGAGGACCCCGCGUACUUGGCCGAAUUCAUCCGGCACGUCGAGAGGAUCUUCUCGCUGGUCAUGCUGGCCGAGUACUUCGACGAGUCGCUGGUCCUGCUCCGCCGCCUCCUGGCGUGGGACCUGGAGGACAUUGUCUAUGUCAAGCUGAACAUGCGCAGCCCGGAGUCGAAGCUCAACAUCACCUCCACCCGCUUGGUGGACCAGAUCCGGGCCUGGAACGCCCUCGACGCCGGCCUUUACGACCACUUCAACGCCACGUUCUGGCGGAAGCUGGACGACGUGGGCCAGGACUGCGUCCGGAAGGAGGUGGACGCUCUCCACCGGGCGUGCGAGCGGCUGGCCCGCCACUGCUUCGGGGGCCAGCCCCAGCUGCGGCCCGCCAUGCAGAUCAAGAACAAAGACCUGCGUCCUUGGCAGCCGAGCGCCAAGGUGGACAUCGUCGGCUACGAUCUCCCCGGUUCCGGACCCCCCUUGGACGAACAGUGCCUCAAGCUGGUCAUGCCGGAGGUGCAGUAUUCCCGCUACCUGCUCCGGAAACAGAGCCUGAGGAACCGGCGGAGGGGGACCCCUCACCGGUCUCUCCCGCCCCGGGGACUCGUGCGAACCCCCAGGCGCCCGGCCCCCAAAGUCGCCUGAACGUUCCCGGGGCAUCCGACGGACCCUGGAAAGAGAUGGGAUGUGUUUCCGCCUCUCCGCAGCCUGCCUUUUUGGGAGAAGGCUUGGGGGCCACGGGAAAACCUUGCGGGCUUCUCCGGUACUCCGUUUGGCUUGUCUUGUCUUGGGUUUCGAGGGCAAAUCUUCAGGGCACCGCAGGGGUAGGAAGGGGAAGAGCGGUCCCUAUGGCUUGGGGUACUUUGACGUUGGUUUGCCCUCUUUCGAACUCAGAACAGAGGCAGUGCACACCCACGGAGCCCACGGCAAAACCGCCCCCAAUUAAUUUGGCCUCGUUUUUUUCCCUUGUGGUUUUUGAGGGAACGUUUACCUCCAUGCGUGGGCGUCUGAGGGGGCCUGAACAAAUCCUGAGCUGCAUCCGGCCGACUCGCCAGGCCUUCCUCCCUCUUUCUAGAAGGUUCACCUAGUAUCCGUGCCCACCUUACGCCCCCCCACCCCACCCUGUGCUUUCCCCAACGCAUGUGCGGUGUAGCCUUAGGGGUGGACACUCCUUUUAUCGCACCUUUAAAAUAAACCAGAUAGGAGUGAGCAACGGUGGUCUGCUAAAAUGUGGUGGUUUCUGCCCCCUCCCGUACUACAACUCCCAUAAUCCCUGACAAUUGGCUACGCAGGCCUGGGCUUAUGGGAGCUGUAGGUCACCACCACCAAACCUGUAACUCUUUCCUGGCUCUAUAUGCAUAUAUAUAUUUAAAUUACUUUCAUAGUAAUAGUGCAAAAUACUGUUAAAAUGCAAUAUGGGUCCCCUUAUCAGGAGCAAGGCGGCAUAUAAAUAAAGCAAACAUAAAUAAUAAAGAUGUGAUAUAAUAUAUAACUCUGUUCCCUUUAUCCUCCUGCCUGCUCAUAUGCGAUGAUGAUGGGUUGGAACCUUUUCCAUGCAUUGCCAUAUUAGUGAUGUUGUCAAUGGCAGGGCGUACAAAAACCUUUAAAUUGUGUGUGUGU
Molecule: messenger RNA, 2412 nt
Organism: Pogona vitticeps (central bearded dragon)
Lineage: Eukaryota; Metazoa; Chordata; Lepidosauria; Squamata; Agamidae
Source: RefSeq, a predicted model, not a curated record